UCUUGGUGUAAACCCCACAAGCGUCACGCAUUUGACGUUUCCCUCUCUCUCUCUCAAGCCAUCAGAAAAAGAUCAAUUGGAAACGCCCACCUCCAACCCCAUCCUUUUGUCACGCAUCAAGACGGAUCAUCUGCCCUCCUCCAAUUUGAUUUGACGAACGUCCUGAGUCGCGAUACGUCUUGCAACCCGCUUAUAAAAGCAGCAGGAAAUUCGUCCAAGAGUCAUCCAAACCUGUGGCAGAAAUCCCCACCCCACCCCAAGAAAAAAGAAAAAAAACUUCGCAUAACUUUGCAUUUGCUCUACAGAGAUGGGGAGUUACAUUAGGUUGGCUUUGGUGUGCGUCGCAGUAUCCCUGCUCAUCUCUUGUCACUCCGUCCAAGCCUGGUACAAGCAGUCCACCGGUCCCACUUAUUACUCGGUGGGUCGCGCCUCCGGGCUGCUCUCCGGGAUCAGAAGGUCCCCAUAUGUGCGCAGGUCCGAGUCCCAAGAAACGGUGAUGGAGAGCGGGGAGACGACCGGUGCGAAUGAUGUUCUGGAGGGGGGCAAGCAGGUCUCCUUGCUCAAAAGUAUGGCUAUUUGCGUGAAGGACAUCUCCCCAAACCUGAAGAGCUGCGAGUUGCUGCGGGAUGGAACUGGCACCUUUCAGUGCAAGGCGGACGUCUUCCUCACCCUCGACUCGCUGGACUGCCUGUCCGCAUGAAUCCACAACUGCACCCGUUACAGACUCUUGAAUGUUUUUGUUUUUUUUUUAAAUGUUAAAAGCUGAUGUUUUAUUUUAUUUAUUUGUGUUGUUAAGUAAAGACGCAAAUCUUCAAUUAGAAUAAAUGCAUUGUAAAGGCUGUUUGGUAGAAAUCAUUUCCAUUAUUUCACAUGACGUGCACCUGCAAUGCUGUGAGAAAGUUGGUUUCUGUAAAUUGUUAUUUUAUCUAUUAAAAAUCUGUACAUGGAA
Molecule: messenger RNA, 949 nt
Organism: Corythoichthys intestinalis (scribbled pipefish)
Lineage: Eukaryota; Metazoa; Chordata; Actinopteri; Syngnathiformes; Syngnathidae
Gene: npb
Product: neuropeptide B
Exons: 2
Coding region: 308-700 (130 amino acids)
Biological process (GO): feeding behavior; G protein-coupled receptor signaling pathway
Molecular function (GO): G protein-coupled receptor binding
Source: RefSeq, a predicted model, not a curated record